Cladocopium goreaui is the source of this 3154-nucleotide messenger RNA. The record is from the annotation of a GenBank genome assembly. Lineage: Eukaryota; Dinophyceae; Suessiales; Symbiodiniaceae.
AUGGCUUUCUGCAGAGUUUGGUCCACAACUCUGUUUCGCCCAGCAUCGCAAGUGGCUCCCUUCAGACGAUGUGUGCUGAAAUGGCCACAAUGGUCGGGGCAAAAGUCUUCCCUGAGCUCUGUAAGCUCGGCAACUGAGAUUGCAAUCAAGCAUUCAGCUGGUUCAGUGCUGGCACCUGAUAUGAAAGAGAUCAAUUGGGACGCGCUGUCCAAAGAUGAUGUUGAACUUUUUCAGUCCUUGCAAGCGGUCGUUGAAUCUCUUGGUGAUGAAGCCACAGCAGAUCACCCCAUGGUGGAGGUGAGGGACAAGCUCGCAACAGCUUUCAGGGACAAAGCGGCCUUGCUGAAACGGAAUUGGACAGAUGAGAUGUUUCAAGAAGGAGAAGAAAUGAAUGAAGAAAAGGUGGCUGAGAUUGAGGCAGCCAUGGCUUCGGACCUUGGAAGGUCAGGUGGUGGUUUGCACAACGGACAAAAUCUUGGGAAUGCCUUGGAUUUGGUCGGUGUUUACAUGAAGAACUACAAGCUUGACAAGGCUGAUGCAGUACUAUCCCGGUGUGGUCCUUUCGUCUCCCAGAGGGGAGGUGUUUGGAUGAUCAAGUGGCUGAAUCACGUUUCGACUGUGCGCAUGAAGCAGAGCCGGCAUAUGGAGGCUUUAGAAAUGCUUUAUGAGCUGGAGCUGUACAGCCCAUACAAUGCAGAUGAGGCACCGGAGUUUUUCGCUACGCUUUAUCGGAACCAGGCCUGGGCCCUGAAGGCUCUUGGCCGAAUCGAAGAAGCCGCGAUCUACUUCAGCAGGAUGGCAACUGCAUCUCAAAACGCCAAGGGAAACCUGGACUGGUUCGACAAGUGGGACCUUGGAAAGAUCACAGCCGCGCAGGCGUUCAAAGAGGGCAAUAUGGAGGAGUUCUUCCGUGGACGGGAAGUCGUGGAAGAGGCUUUGCAGCUCCACAUGCAACAAGAGCCAGACGAUUUGGUAAUGAGAGCCAAGGUCCAUGACUCCUUGGCUGAAUGCUACCUCGUGGCAGAGGAGUAUCCCAAAGCAGAGGAGCACUAUUCAGCUGCCUACAAACUGCUGGAGCAAACUGUAGGCAGACAGUCACCUUUGUUUGGAAAACAAGCUCGGCAUGCUGCCAAUUUGCAAAUCAGUCAAGGUUGCUACGCAGAGGCGUUGCCAUUUCUGGGGGAAGCCCUGGCAGUAGAGGCCAGCAAGGACGCUGUCAACAUUUCCGAGUUGAUUGAACUGGCCGGUGUUAUUGUCAAUGCUCAGCAGCGGUCACCUCCUGAUACAAUGGCAAAGCUUUCUUCGAACAACUCAGCUUUGAAGCGGCUGCAGCAAAAUGUCAAAGACCGCGGUCUUGACGGAUCAAAGGACUAUGCCAUCUUGUGCCACAAGAUGUCUUUGCUGUACCUCCACGAAGGGCAAGUGGAUCCAGACGCGUUGAGGACAAGAUGCAACAAGAUGCACGACGUGAUUAUUCGCAGCAUUUUGCUCAAAAAGAACGCAAACAACAAUCAGACGCCUCCUGUCCUACCACCGCCUUUUCCCGAGAAAAUGGCUGUUCAUGGAUCAGGGCCUUCAGCAGACGUUGCAUCAGAGUUUGGAGUUUUGGUCAUCGAUGGGGGCGAGGCUUCGCUGGCCAUAGCGCCACCUAACUACGGCCAGCUUCCAGGUGUACCACUGCACAAGGUUGCUCGAGUUCAGUCGAAUAUCGCUUCCCGUACACGGCGCGGUGGGCAAUCAGCUGCUCGAUUUUCAAGGACACGGCAACUUGAAGAAUUGGAGUUCCUGCGGAAAGUGGCUGCCCGAGCAGCCGAGGAAUUCAGCAGUGUUCAAGGGCUAGUCCUUGGCGGCUGUGCCAACAUGAAGCACAAGCUCGUUGCCCAACUACCUCCCUUGCUACGACGAAGGAUUUCCUGUAUUGUAAGCCUGAGCUGCAGUGCGAACUGGAUAGGAUUACAAAAAGCUGCAAGUAAAGUUUCAGUAGCCAGGAAGCAGCAUGUCCAAAGAUUGGAAGGUGACGUUGUGGACGAAUUCAUGAAAUGCGCCGAAGCGUCAGACACCAGCUACGAAUGGAUUUGCUAUGGCGAAGCUGAAACCGAACAAGCCUUGGACAUGGGUGCAGUGAAGCUGCUUCUUAUUUGUGAUGAUCACAAAAACCUCCAAAAGUGGACAAAGAUGGCCUCCUCUUGUGGGUCUGACACCACACGAAUCCAAGCAACAUCUGAUUCCUCUGCCAUGUUUUGCAGAGGCUAUAAGAUUGGGGCCUUUUUGCGAUGGCCAGUAAAGCCUUUGCUGGAAGACAUUCAGGAUAUGGAUGGCAUAGAGGAUCCGGAGGAUCCGGAGAACUCAGAUUCUGAAGCGAGUACAGUUGCUCCAGCAAGUUUGGAAAAUACACUUCCAUGGCUUCGAGAUGCACUUCAGCAAGCAGGUUAUGAUGAGACUUCUGCAGAAGCACUGACAAUCGGAGUUGAGAUUGUCCUCUCGUGUGACAUUCGAACUCCUGAAGAGCGCUUCAGUGAUGCCCUAGAGCUACUGCAAGGUCAAGAUGUUCCCCCAGAAGUUCUAGAAGAGUUUUGUUUGCUGGUGGGUGACGUUCUCGGUGAUGCGUUCAGCGACGAUUCUUGGGACUGAAGGGUGGCGCUCAUAAGAGCUGACGGUGCCAAUGGAGUUAGCCGCGAAGAUGGAAGCCCAGGCCAAGGAAUCCCAGAGCGGUCGAGACCAGCACAGUCCAAAUGAGCUCAGAAUCUUUGUCACAGAGUCACAGAGGAUAAAUGGGCAUCAAUGUGCACAAAGGUGCAGCGAAGCUCAGACGAUGAUGAAAUGCACAAAGCUGACAAAUCAAAAGCAUUCAACAGCAGUCAAAAGCCAAUCUAGGCUGCAAGGCUUGCAGUUGCCAGAUUCAGGCAAGAGAUUUGAAAGGCCUUCAGAUCAUGGAAAACUCCUUCCGGGGGAAUUUCAGUUUUGCCUCUCUCUUGACGCUAGGUUGAGAGGAGAACGUUUCUCAGGAUUAUGAGAUGAAUCCAGCAUCAAAGAUGCCUGGAUUUGGAUUACGCAUGAUUGCGCGAUUUUCAUGCUUGUACAGUGUACAGAACUGGCAAGUGGCAUGAACAAUGCCCCUAUGAGACUUGAGUGGAAAGGAGGCGCCAGAAAAAUG